Molecule: messenger RNA, 2022 nt
Organism: Teleopsis dalmanni
Lineage: Eukaryota; Metazoa; Arthropoda; Insecta; Diptera; Diopsidae
Gene: sv
Product: GATA zinc finger domain-containing protein 14
Biological process (GO): regulation of transcription by RNA polymerase II; anatomical structure development
Molecular function (GO): RNA polymerase II cis-regulatory region sequence-specific DNA binding; DNA-binding transcription factor activity, RNA polymerase II-specific
Source: RefSeq, a predicted model, not a curated record
UAUGGAAAUGCAGCCAGCUCAAUUAGGUCAUGGACUUUGUUCAGUAUCAGCAGUUUUAACUCACCAACAACACAAUUUUCAUCAUUCCUCCUCGCAUCACAAUCAACAUAACCAUCAUCCAAGUACCAACAGUUCUUCUGAUCAUAUACAGCCACAAUUAGAUCAAGCAGCACUCCAAUCAACUAACCAGCAACAACAAUCACGCCAGCACAUACCGUACAUCACUUUACAAAGCGAUGACAAAACCAAAGAGUAUUGUGCUCAUAAUGGUAAUGCAACAAAUCCUCCAUCAACGAAUGCAACGAAUUUUGUACCUCAUUCCGCGGCAGAGUGGAUAGCAGCUAUAAAUGAAACUCAAAACAAUGCUGAAGACUCUCUCAGUUCCCAAGGAAGCAUAUCCGGAGAUGGUCACGGCGGUGUUAAUCAGCUGGGUGGAGUGUUCGUAAAUGGGCGACCUCUUCCUGAUGUUGUUCGGCAGCGAAUUGUAGAGUUGGCUCACAACGGUGUUCGUCCGUGUGAUAUAUCUCGUCAGUUGCGUGUGAGUCAUGGUUGUGUAUCGAAAAUAUUGUCAAGAUAUUAUGAAACCGGAAGCUUUAAGGCCGGCGUUAUAGGCGGUUCAAAGCCAAAAGUGGCUACUCCACCAGUUGUUGACGCAAUUGCCAAUUAUAAACGCGAAAAUCCUACUAUGUUUGCAUGGGAAAUACGAGAUAGAUUGCUAGCAGAAGGAAUUUGUACGCAGGACAAUGUUCCAAGCGUUUCUUCCAUUAACAGGAUUGUACGUAAUAAAGCUGCUGAGAAAGCAAAGCACGUUCAUCACCAGCAAACGCAACAAACCAAUGGAAAUGGAGGGAAUUCUAAUAAUAGCAGCAUUAAUGGUGUAUCUGGUAACAAUAUAUCGGAGAAUUCGGAAAAUAAUGGAAGUGAUGGAAAUCAACAACAGCACCAAAACAACAAUACUACUUCUGUUAUAGCGCAUGCACCGCCAACAAAUGCACCAACCACUGGAACUACCACAGUUCAUCUACAACAACAUAAUCAGAGUUUAUUGAACGGAUCAGCGACGCCCAACAGCGUCAAUGAUAAUAAUAAUAGCAGCAUAGAACAUCGAUCAACUGGCUACAGUAUUAAUGGAAUUUUAGGUAUACAACAUCACCACGGCGCAACAGAGCUCAAUGGCAGUAAUGUUAAAAGAAAACAUUCUGAUGAUCACCACGACGAAAACCGUGAUAUUAACAUGCACUCCGAAGACGACAUCAAACGCCAAAGACUUAUAUAUAACGGUGAUCAGAUCUAUUCAAAUAUAUGGUCAGGUAAAUGGUGCAUUAAGGAUGAGCAUAAACUCUUGUCGGAGUUAGGAAACUUAACAGCAAACAGCGCCACAUCUUAUUAUGAUACUCAUAACGGAUUUUCUACUCCAGCAACGGGAAAUACAACUGACUCAAUAUUGUACGAUAGUAUAACAACAAUAUCACAAAGUCAAGGUUCAUUAUAUACGCCACCAAUUGGAGCACCACUAGGCAGUGCUACCCUUACCCCUUUGGUGCCCAUUAACAUGCAAGAUCUGAAACUUAAUCCAAAUUCCCAUGACCAGAAUUCGUCACCUUUUUAUACAGCUAUUGCCAUAGAAAAUAGUCACUAUACUACUUUAGCACAUAUGGAUAAUGUAAUUAGCUCCCCAAAUACACAACCCUCCUCAAAUAUAGUAACAAAUUCAAUGGAGGUCAUCAGUGACUUGGGUGUAUCUCCUCCAGGACUUAUUGCAAUAAUUGAUGAAAAUAAUUCAACAGUAAAUAGUCGGCAAAGCAACAAAUCUGCAUCAAUAAGUGCAAACAAUAGGUCUGAAUCUACGCGAUUUUCAAAAUAUAAAAAUAAUGUGAUAAAUGAAAUCGAUCGAAACACCACAUCGGAACAACAGCAACAACAUGUACACCAAAAUCAAGUUGACCAUCACUCACACCUACUUCAGCAACAAGAGCAACAAAAGCAUACAACGAAUACAGUAGACAUACCCGCUAACAAUAA